AUGGCCCCAUCCGGGUUGAAGGCGCUGGUGCGUGAGAAGAUCCUCAGCGUUGUCUUUCGCAGUGUGAAAAAGGAAGGAGAAUGGAAGGUGCUGAUCACGGACCAUCCGAGCACGCGCAUCCUCUCAUCAUGCUGCAAGAUGUCCGACAUCAUGGAUGAAGGCAUCACACUUGUGGAAGAUAUUGAUAGGUGCCGGAAGCCAAACCCCAGCCUGGAGGCCAUUUACCUGCUCAGCCCUGUGGAGAAGUCAGUGCAGGCUCUGAUCAGUGACUUCCAGGGCUCCCCCACAAACUACAAGGCGGCUCACGUCUUCUUCAUUAACCCCUGUCCUGAGCCUCUGUUCAAGGAACUGAGGAAGUCACGGAUCACCAAGGCCAUCAAAACCCUCAAGGGGAUCAACAUGGCCUUCCUGCCCUACGAGAGCCAGGUGUACUCCCUGGACAGGCCACAGACCUUCUACAACUGCUUCAGCCCCUACCGCUUCUGGGAAAAGAACAAGGAGCUGGAGAUGAUGGCAGAGCAGAUUGCCACGUUGUGUGAAACCCUGGAGGAGUAUCCAGCCAUCCGCUACUGGAAGGACGGUGAAGAUAACUUCCGCCUGGCGCAUGCUGUGCUGGCCAAACUCAAUGAGUUCAAGGUAUACGAGCCCAGCAUGGGAGAGGGCCCUGACAAAGCCCACUCUCAGUUGCUGAUUGUGGACCGAAGCUUCGACCUGGUGUCCCCACUGCUGCACGAGCUCACCUACCAGGCCAUGGCCUAUGACCUGCUCACCAUCGAGAACGACACCUACAAGUACGAGACAACGGGGACCAGCGACUCGCGGGAGAAGGAGGCGCUGCUGGAUGAAGAUGAUGAACUCUGGGUGCAGCUACGCCACAUGCACAUCGCUAACGUCUCCAUGAAGGUGACGGAGCUGCUGCACACAUUCUCUGAGAGCAAGAGGCUGACCACGGACAAGGGGGCUCCAUGCACUGGGAGGGGCCGGGAUCUCACCACUGCCUCCCUCCAGGCCACCAUAGAGGACCUGUCCCAGGUGGUGAAGAACUUGCCCCAGUACGUGAAAGAGCUGAACAAGUUAACCGGGCUGGAGCUGUUAUACUCCACACACCUGAACCUGGCUGAGCACUGCAUGCAGCACUUCAAAGCAUCAGUGGAGAAGCUGUGCGGCGUGGAGCAGGAUCUAGCCAUGGGGACUGACAUGGAUGGGCAGAAGAUCAAGGACCCCAUGAAGAUCAUCAUACCCAUCCUGCUGGAUCCCAGCGUGCAGGCCUAUGACAAGAUCCGCAUCAUCUUGCUCUACAUCUUGAAGAACGGUAACACCACAGGCCUGCAGGGGGCAGCACUGGGGGGCCUGCUGCUGCAGGUUGUACCCUUGGAGGCGGUGCGUAAGUCGGUGGGGCCGUGGGGGAAUAACACUGCUUAG
This is a messenger RNA of Gopherus flavomarginatus (Mexican gopher tortoise), 1422 nucleotides long. Its product is annotated as syntaxin-binding protein 2-like. Bases 1 to 1422 code for a protein of 473 amino acids. Gene Ontology annotation, cellular component: secretory granule; plasma membrane. Gene Ontology annotation, molecular function: syntaxin-3 binding. The record is from RefSeq and is a predicted model, not a curated record. The transcript is spliced from 14 exons. Gene Ontology annotation, biological process: intracellular protein transport; vesicle-mediated transport; neurotransmitter secretion. Lineage: Eukaryota; Metazoa; Chordata; Testudines; Testudinidae.